Phaedon cochleariae (mustard beetle) is the source of this 729-nucleotide messenger RNA. NCBI's taxonomy places the organism in Eukaryota, Metazoa, Arthropoda, Insecta, Coleoptera, Chrysomelidae. The record is from the annotation of a GenBank genome assembly.
AUGGCUAAUACAAAAGCAACUAGUAGUGCUCUUCGCGCUCUCGCUGUUGAAUACAAAAGUCUUCAAGAAGAACCUGUGGAAGGAUUUUGUGUAAAACUCGUGAAUGAGGACAAUCUGUUCGAAUGGGAAGUUGCUAUUUUUGGACCUCCUGAUACCCUCUACAUGGGAGGAUGUUUCAAAGCACGAGUGAAGUUCCCUCUUGAUUAUCCAUAUUCUCCACCGUCUAUUCGAUUUUUGACUAAAGUUUGGCAUCCAAAUGUUUAUGAGAACGGAGACCUCUGUAUUAGCAUCUUGCACCCACCAGUUGAUGAUCCGCAAUCGGGAGAAUUGCCCUGCGAACGCUGGAACCCCACACAGAAUGUGCGCACUAUCCUGCUCUCGGUGAUUUCCCUCUUGAACGAACCCAACACCUUCAGCCCUGCUAACGUCGAUGCUUCUGUCAUGUACCGGCGUUGGAGAGACUCCAAAGGCAGAGACAAGGAAUAUGAGAAUAUCAUAAGAAAACAAGCUAUGGCAGCUCGAGUGGAAGCAGAACGGGAUGGUAUGAAAGUGCCGCUCACUCUAGAAGACUAUUGCAUCAAAACGAGGGUCAAACCUAAUACCUCCGAACCCCAAGUCGAGAUGACAGACUUCUAUGAUGAUGAUUAUGAUGAGGAGUAUGAUGAUUUAUCUGACGGAUCGGAAUAUGCUGAAGAGGAUGACAAUGACAGUGGUAACGGGGAAUUGUGA